GGAGUUCAACUUCGGCGCGCGCGAAGGUUGGCGGGUAAAAGCUCGUAAGCCGUCAUGCCGCCGAAAAAGAAACAAAACGAACCCGGUAAAAAAACUGUGGAAAAAAAGAAAGAGAAGAUAAUCGAGGACAAAACUUUUGGAUUGAAAAACAAGAAGGGGAAAAAGCAGCAGACGUUCGUGAAGCAAGUCACCCAGCAGGUCAAAUAUGGUGGAAAUCCAAGCGCGAGAAAGCUUCUACAGGAACAAGAAAAGAAAAAGCUUGAAAAAACCAAAGGAGAGACAGAUGAAGUUACAAGUACCUUGUUUAAACCUGUCAUUACCCAGAAAGUGUCUGCAGGUGCUGACCCACGCUCUGUGCUAUGUGCAUUUUUUAAGCAAGGCCAGUGUGGAAAAGGGGACAAGUGCAAGUUCUCCCAUGAUCUAAACAUGGAGAGAAAAGGAGAAAAAAGGAGUUUAUAUGUUGACCAACGGGAUGCUGAAGAUGAUCUCAAAAAUGAUACUAUGGAUAAGUGGGAUCAACAAAAACUUGAGGAGGUGAUUGAGAAAAAACACGGGGCAAAGGAAAAGACUAUGCCUAAAACAGAAAUUGUUUGCAAAUAUUUUCUUGAAGCUGUAGAGAAAAACCUUUACGGUUGGUUUUGGAGCUGCCCAAAUGGGGGGAAAUGCAUCUAUAGGCAUGCAUUACCACCUGGCUACGUGUUAAAAAAGAAGCAAGAAAAAGAGGCUUCAGAAAAAGAUGAAAUUUCUAUAGAGGAGCUAAUUGAAACAGAGAGAACAAGGCUGGGCACCAAUCUUACAAGAGUCACAUUAGAAACCUUUCUUGCAUGGAAACAAAGAAAGAUAAAAGAGAAGAAAGACACAUAUGAAAAGGAACAAGCUCAAAAGAAAGACGCCUUCAAAUCUGGCAGAAUUAUAGGAAAGGUCAGCGGCCGUGAUGUGUUUACAUUCAGACCAGAGCUGGUCGAUGAAGAUGAUGAUGAGGUCACUGAGGACUUCAGCAUUUACAGGAAAAAGGAAGAGGAUGAAGAUGGUGUUGAGGUGUCAAUAGAGACUAUGGCUUUGGCUGCAAGAGAAGCGGAUGGAACAGGAACUGCAGCUGCUGACAAAUCAUUCAGUCGUCUGCAAUCUGAAAACAACCCCACAGAGGAUACCAACUCGAAUCAGAACCCAGAUACCUCUACCACUGAUGUAAACGGUCUUGAAGAAGCUUGUGGUGGCACACUGGAACAAGAACCAGCGCCAGAUGAAGCACCACCUAUAGUGGAUGGCAUUCCUAUUGAAGAAAGUUUAUUUGACGAGGAUUUAGAUGUUGAACUGGACGAUCUGGAAAUUGUUGAUUAAUUACAAUAUAAACUUGAGUGCUCUUAUAGUUCUUAGGCCAAAUCGAGAGAACUCAGAGACAACGCUUUAAUUUCUGGAAUAUGUUCAGAUGUACUGUAGUAUUAUGUCAGCUGGCCAGACGUGAAUACUGGACUGUGCUUGCAAGGGAAUACCAUCAUCACCCUCAUGGCACAGUAAAUAAUAAAAAGUGCAAAAAACCAA
Nematostella vectensis (starlet sea anemone) is the source of this 1542-nucleotide messenger RNA. RefSeq names its product zinc finger CCCH domain-containing protein 15 homolog. Gene Ontology annotation, cellular component: cytosol. Gene Ontology annotation, molecular function: mRNA binding; metal ion binding. Gene Ontology annotation, biological process: cytoplasmic translation. The transcript is spliced from 13 exons. The record is from RefSeq and is a predicted model, not a curated record. NCBI's taxonomy places the organism in Eukaryota, Metazoa, Cnidaria, Anthozoa, Actiniaria, Edwardsiidae. Bases 55 to 1341 code for a protein of 428 amino acids.